Molecule: messenger RNA, 4082 nt
Organism: Mercenaria mercenaria
Lineage: Eukaryota; Metazoa; Mollusca; Bivalvia; Venerida; Veneridae
Product: beta-1,3-galactosyl-O-glycosyl-glycoprotein beta-1,6-N-acetylglucosaminyltransferase 3-like
Exons: 5
Coding region: 864-1826 (320 amino acids)
Cellular component (GO): membrane
Molecular function (GO): acetylglucosaminyltransferase activity
Source: RefSeq, a predicted model, not a curated record
UAAAGUUGAUGUUAAAAAUCAGGAUGACUUUCCUCAUCUCUGCAUUGUCUAAAUCAUGUCAAAAUAACGAAGAAACUGUUAAACUGUGUUUGUAUAUUGCUUUAUGUAAUACGAUGACAUGUGCCAUUCGAUGUUAUGAAAAGUUAGUCAUUUUCCAUAACAGAACAGAUUGUUUAAAUAACUACAUUACAUACUCUGUAUACUCACAUAUGUUGUCGUCUAUUAUUUUAAGAUGAUAAGGGAUAUUGUAUAGUGGAAACAUCAGCGAAAAUGACGUUAAAAAGCGUUCAAACAUUUUUAUAGAUUUUGUUAAUAUAUUGGAUUAACGCAAAACGAGUAAUCAAGAUCAGAGAAGGAAUAAAUGUUUUUAUAUGCUUAACAAUUGUGUCAUAUGUCUGUAUGAGGACUGUUUCAUUAAAUCAUAGUGAUCUGUGAAUAACAAGGAAAAUAACUGACACCAGUUUACGAGGUUCUGACAAACAUAAGAAUAAAUUCCAAAGUGUUUUAAACUUACGAUUCUGCAUGAAGUUAAAAUGGUGCAAACAGUUGGCGCUUGUCGGUCUAACAGAGCGUAAUGUUCCCUCUUUCUGAAAUUAAUCCACAGAGGAACGCAUCGCAAAGAUACACAUGACACUGAUAAAUCGUUGCUAUUGAUGGUGGAGGCACUGGCAAUUCCCAAGAUUCACUGACUUUCCGUAAUUUAAGCUACAGUCACAAAUACGGAUAUGUCCGUGCGUUGAGGUACGGUGUGAAUGGGAUUGGUCUGUGGGGGUGCAGACACGGAUAAAUACGGAGUAGUACGUCUUAGUACGGGAAAAUUGGUGAGAGACGGGGAACAAAAAGAUACAGGUCACAAUUAGAAAAUGUUUUUGACACAAAGAAGUCAUAAGCUGGCGGGUUUGAAUUUGUUAUUAUUCAGCCUCGUUUGUUUAACCAACUAUGAAUCCAAUACUGCACGGUUUUAUCAACAGCUGAAAACAUCUCAUGGAAACUUAGGAGUUCAUAAUAUAACAAGAAAGAAAUUCAAGUUAACCAAAGAGGAGGAGUUUGAAUUGAAAGAUGAUAUAAUAUACCGUCAACAGGUGUUCAUGGCAAAUUAUCGACCAAUUAAAAACUCCGCUGGUAUUAACUGCACAAAAAUAAUCAACAAUGAUCAGAAAGAGAUAUCAAAAUCAAAUAAGAUUAUGAGAAAAUCUAUGUAUGCAAAAUCAAAACUCACACCAGACUUUUACUUGAACAUAACAAAACAUUGCGAUGUGUUUCGUGAUUCCAGGGGCUAUAUUAAACACCCGCUUUCUAAGACAGAAUUUGAAUUUCCAGUUGCAUUUUCAGUACUUGUCUACAAAGACAUUGGACAAGUUGAACGACUCUUGCGUUCAAUAUAUAGACCUCACAACUUCUAUUGCAUACAUAUAGAUUCGAAAAUGAAGAAAACUGAGAGGGAAGCCUUCAAAACAAUUGCAGGUUGUUUAGACAAUGUGUUUAUUGCCGACAAAUUAGUUGAUGUAAAAUGGGGAGAUUUUACACUUCUGGAGGCAGAACUCAUAUGCAUGAAAACGCUUUGGGCGUAUAAGCAAUGGAAAUAUUACAUUAACCUUACUGGACAGGAAUUUCCAUUGAAAACCAACCGCGAGAUAGUUGCUAUCCUUAAAAGCCUUGAUGGGGCAAACGUUGUUGAUGGAUCAUUAUCAAGAGCGAGGAAAAUCUACUUUAAACGAUGGUCUCCGGCAGGUUCACCACCACCACAUAACAUAACACUUGUUAAAGGAUCAAUGCAUAUUGCGGCUAAUAGAUACUUUGUCGAUUUCUGCCUUCAUGACCCAUGAUCACUAGAUUUCACAGAGUGGCUAAAGAAAACAAAAAUUCCGGACGAGACUCUUUUCGCCUCAUUGAAUCAUAACCCACAUUUGGGAAUUAUAGGAUCUUUCGUAGGAGAAGCUGAGGAAUACAUUUUGAAGCCGUAUUUUCUACGUCACGUUAUCUGGCAGUUUCCAGGUCUUAGACACUGCUUUGGAAAAUUCGUUAGAGAGGUGUGCAUACUUGGUGUUAGCGAUCUUCAUAGGGCUUACCAUAGUAUUGAGUUAUUUGCCAAUAAGUUUUAUCUUGACUAUGAGCACAUAGCCCUUGACUGUUUAGAAGAACUGUUAUAUGAAAAAACAUGGAAACAAUAUAUUGACGACAUUCCUAUCGACACGUCUUAUUAUAAACAUUUACACUAUGCAAAAAUGCAGUUAAAAUCCUGACAAAUAAGCGCAGAGAACACUCAUUCGAACAUAAGUAGCUUAAAGUUUUAGUACUAUAUAUAUUUCUUCAUGUUAGGUACAUGUAGUACUACUGUAUAUCCAUUUUGUCUGUUUGUUGAUGAAAAUCUAGGGUUACAGUCAGUAAUAAGUUUGUGCGAUAUGGAUAUUUAUAUACCACCGAUCGUGUACGAUUUUUUUUUGUCUCUGUUGUUGUCAAUUGCAUAGGAUCUCAAAAUAACUUCAAGUGCAGAGCAAUUUUACUGAAAGUUAAAAUCAUAUUACACCAAGGCAUCAAUUGCUAUAUAUUAAACUGUGCUAAACCUAAUGAUAUAUUGUUCAGGUUUGAUAAACCAAUAUCUUCUUACAACACUGUGAGAAUGACAACAGUCAUUGCUUUUGUAAGUUUUAUACUGUUGUCAAUAUCCACUUUCUAUUCAAAUUGUUCUUACAUUGCAUAUACAAUAUAGAAAUCUCAAGUUUUAAUACAUGAAGUUACAUCGAAGAAAAAAAUAUACCUUAUUUUUCGCCACCAUGUUAUUUAAGUGCUGUUUGUACUUUCUUAUGUUAAUUAAUGGUAUAAUAUGUAUAUUUGUGAUAUUAUGUUUGUAUAUAUUGAUGCUUAACUGAAGUAUAAAAUGUUGUAUUUACCUAAAAUGCUAUAUCUUUACGUAAUAUUUAGUUGUUUACAUGUGAAUUUGCUGAUAUAUGUCUAACUUUUGUACAUAUGUUAUUCUCUUCAAGAAUGGAGGAAAUAAAAGAAGUAGUCAAUCAAUCAGUCAAUCAAUACUAUUAAUCACAGACUUUGUUUUCUCGUAUUUUAAGCUGUCUUUAUUCUAGUUCAUCAUAAAGCGUGAAAUGUUUUCACGUAAGUGAACGCUUAGGUUUUAUUGUAACAUAUAUCUUUGAGGCCUGCUUUCUGUAAAUAAGUUUCCAUCAUAUCUUGAUGUCUUAUUGUCUAUCUUAUUGUCUGUCUUAUUGAUGUUCUCUAUUGCUUAUUGCUUUGGUAAUCAUGUUUAUUAAAUAUGUGUAUAUUAAAUAAUAUAAUAUAUAAUCUUGUAAACGGUGGGAAUCUUACGAACUGGUUUGUUAAUAUUUCAACUAAAGUUCCGAGUAUGUUACAGCAGUAAAUAAGUCAAUAAUUCGGUUUUUUCUGUUAACAAUCAGUAACUAAUUUCUUAAUGCUAUAUUGUUUAUUUCGGUUAAAGGUGUGAGAGGGUGGGGCUUACGUACAUGGUGAGCGCUUUAGUGUGUGCCGAACUAAUUAUCCUUAAUAUUAAGGUGUUAAUUCAUCAGUUUUUAUUGUCGAGGAGGUAAAUAGCAGUGUGUAUUAAGGUACGUUGCCCUAUGGUUAGAAACACCUUACUUGAUGCUCUAAAGUAUAUAUUUGUAUUAUGUGUUAGAUUUGUAAGUUAUACAUAUUAUAUGAAUUAUGUUUUUAAGUAAUGAAAUCUAAAGCAGGCAUUAAACGGUUCAUUCGUUCAUACUAGGGUUGCUUCCAUGAAAACAGAUUAAGAAAACAACAUUGUAAUUUAAUUGAUUCAUUUGUGUUAUUUCUUUCAAACAUUUUGACAGUUGUAUUAAAGUAUUUCGCUACAGUUCGAAAACUUUGUUUUGAAAAUCAAAAAAAAACAUUGUUUAAUCUCAUAUUUUGACGGAAAAAUGAGAAAAUGCUUUCUGUUCGAUGUAACGAAUGUUUGGGGGUUUUCACUGUGUUCUGUAUAUAGUCUCAAAGGCGGAAUCAUUACGAUUAGAAUUCAUGUACGUAAGAAUGAUUCCAUAUAGGAAAUCUUGCAUGUUUAUGCAUUAACGCGACAUUCAAUAAAAUUUAAGACCUAAGAA